Messenger RNA from Fusarium odoratissimum NRRL 54006, 1374 nucleotides. RefSeq lists its product as uncharacterized. The record is from RefSeq and is a predicted model, not a curated record. NCBI's taxonomy places the organism in Eukaryota, Fungi, Ascomycota, Sordariomycetes, Hypocreales, Nectriaceae. The transcript has a single exon. Gene Ontology annotation, biological process: lipid catabolic process. Gene Ontology annotation, molecular function: triacylglycerol lipase activity. The coding region runs from base 1 to 1374 and encodes 457 amino acids.
AUGCUUUCCCCUCUGAUAUACUUGCUGGUAGGCUUUAUGCCACUAGCCACCCAAGCCUCACUAGUUGCCAAUCUAGACAUUUCGGCAAAGGUUGCAGCCCAGUAUGGGUGCAAGGGAGCGUGCUACAAAAACUUCCAAGCUGGUUUGGCUGCCGAUCGCGAGUUUUAUGGUGCCAUCUACGACGACGACUUUUAUGCCACAGCUUCCAACUUCUCUUCUUCCAAGCCAGGCGACGUUCUCAAGUUCAAGCCUAUCAACGCCAGUCUCUUGACCGACAUCCCUGAAGGCACAGCAGCAUACAAACUCCAGUACGUGUCCAAGGAUUUAUACGGAAGGAAGGUUCCGGCCACGGGUUUUAUUGCCUUUCCUUAUGCUACUCGGAGGAACGAUCAUAAGUUUCCUCUUAUUGCUUACGCACACGGAACUUCUGGUGUGUUCCGCGGUUGCGCCCCCUCAGCGAUGCCAAACCUGUAUGAUUAUAACAGCUGGUCACUCCUGAUCAGACGCGGGUACGCUGUUGUUGCGACGGACUAUGCAGGCUUGGGAAAUAACUACACAAGUCACCAGUAUCUAGCCUCCCCAGCACAAGCAAACGAUGUGUACUAUUCUAUUGUCGCGGCCCGCAAACUGUUCGGAGCGUCUCUUACAAGUGAAUGGAUGAGCGUCGGCCAUUCUCAAGGUGGCGGUGCUGCCUGGGCACUGGCCGAGAGUCCACUGCUGCGUCAAAACUGUCCUGUCGGCAAAUAUCUUGGCACAGUGGCACAGGCACCUGGUGUUCGUCUUAAAGAGAUGGCUAUCGCUGCCCUUGAGUCAGAUUCGUCAUCGGACGUCACUUCCUCCCGCGGCGUUCUGGGUGAGGUGGGAUGGGUCAUUAUAGGUCUUCGAUCCAUCCUCCCCAAGGACAGACAGAGUUGGUUGAAGCCUGCAUUCCGAAAGCGACUCGAACUUGCAACUCUAGCACAAGCCUGUUACGCGUCGGCUCAGGCCCUAGUUUCGGAUCUUGGCGUGGAAGAUAUUGUGGACUUUACCGACACGGGCUUUCUCAAGGCUAUCGAUGCCAUGCAGAACUUCACCGCCAGGGGCGAGGGGAAGAGUCAGCAACCUAUUCUGGUUGUACAAGGACUAAAGGAUGUUUCAGUCUUGCCGGAAGUGGUCGAAGAAUCGUAUCGAGUUGGCUGUCGCUCGCGUAAUGAGCUGCACCUUGAACUCUACCCUGGCAUGGACCAUGAUCCUGUAAUCGCUGCUGCAUCGCCCUACUUUCUCCAGUGGAUCGAUGAUCGUUUUGCUGGAGUCACGACAAGUGGUAAAUGCACCAACCAUACGACCCAACCAUUUGAUGCUGUCAACAUGUACGCUCCGGAUGAUACUGACUAG